UCACUGUCUGACAUCUGUCAGACUAAUGUAACCAUUGAAAGUUUUACAAAAUCUAUAGUUUUCUUAAAAUGAUAAGGAAUAUAUUUCGUACCAGCCGUUGGCUGGUACUAAGGCAAGUCAAUAAUUUUACCCCAGUUAUAUUAAAUCGAUGUGUUCCACUAAAUACCUGCAAUACUACCUCUUGUCUUCCGAAUAGAAUAUUUUUGAGAAAUACAUCAAAUAUUUCACAAACUUCAGGAUUAGUGGAUCCAAUAGUUUAUGAAGAAAUCUGUAACGAAACCUUAGAAUCUUUAUGUGAUUAUUUUGAAGAAAUUGUUGAACGAUCUCCUAAUUUAAAGGGUGCGGACGUAACAUACAGUGAUGGAGUUUUAACGGUAGCACUUGGUGCGGAAUAUGGUACUUAUGUGAUAAACAGACAAAGUCCGAAUAAGCAAAUUUGGCUCAGCUCACCCGUAUCUGGCCCUAAACGAUAUGAUCUUGUACUAAAAGAUAGAGGAUAUUGGAUCUACAAGCAUGACGGCGUAACAUUACAUAAGUUGCUACAAGAAGAAAUAUCAAAGAUUGUUGUUACUAAAAUAGAUUUCGGAAGUUGUAGUCAUUCUUGUCUUUAAAUUUUUUUUUUGUUAAAUAUUAAAUAGCUUUUAUUUUUA
Papilio xuthus (Asian swallowtail) is the source of this 650-nucleotide messenger RNA. RefSeq names its product frataxin (gene fh). Gene Ontology annotation, cellular component: mitochondrion. The record is from RefSeq and is a predicted model, not a curated record. Gene Ontology annotation, molecular function: ferric iron binding; ferroxidase activity; ferrous iron binding. The transcript has 2 exons. Gene Ontology annotation, biological process: iron incorporation into metallo-sulfur cluster; intracellular iron ion homeostasis. The coding region runs from base 69 to 611 and encodes 180 amino acids. NCBI's taxonomy places the organism in Eukaryota, Metazoa, Arthropoda, Insecta, Lepidoptera, Papilionidae.